Trichomonas vaginalis G3 is the source of this 840-nucleotide messenger RNA. RefSeq lists its product as uncharacterized. The record is from RefSeq and is a predicted model, not a curated record. NCBI's taxonomy places the organism in Eukaryota, Parabasalia, Trichomonadida, Trichomonadidae. The transcript has a single exon. The annotation marks the transcript as partial.
AUGGAUAGAAAAUCUGCUAGAAUAAAAGCAGAGUUGCAAAGAUAUGGUUGGAGAGUUUCGAAGAAUUUUAAAUAUAGGAAGGGAAGACCCAUAAAAGUCUAUGACAAACUGGCUGGUCUUCGCUACGAAAUGGAUUUGGAAACAGCACGUGCAAAUUAUCCAAACAGACUAGAGAGGUUAGAAGAAGAACGUCUUAUGGACAUGCCUUUCGAUGUUAGUGAACCUCAAGUUGAAGGACACGACGGCUUUGCCAGAUUCUACUGGAAACAUGACGAACAAUUGCAUCCUUUGAGAAGGAAAAAAGGUAGUGCAGAGGAUGGUCAUGCUCCCAUGGAAAGAACAAGAUAUGCAUAUGAAAAGUAUCGUGAAGUUAGAAGUCAAAUUACAUCUGGUCGAACCUUUACAGUAAACUUUGACGAAGGAAAGAACAAAGAAGGCUUCAUGGGUGUACUUGCUGCAAUUCAAGACGGAAAUAAGAAAGGACACAAUCUCAGAUUGACCAUAACGGAUUUGGAUGGUCACAUUUACUAUGCAAAUGGCAAUGAACAAACAGCUGCAAAACUUCUUGACGCUUUCAAGACUACAAAGAGAGAACAAAUGGUUGACUCCGACUCAGACAUUUUGAAUGCAAUUGAAGGAAUUGCAAGUGUCAAGUUCGAAUGGUACCAACCUAACCCUCAAGCAGUCAGACAACAUGCUGGAUACUUCCCGUUCAUAAAUAAGUCUGACAUUGACUUGACAAGGUAUGGAAUUUACAAUUCAAUUGAAACAAUUGUCAAUGAACCUUGUAUUCUUACAUGUCUCAGGAACUCUGGUCUUGUUACAGAUGAGAAGAUGAAG